GCGCACAGCUCACACGUGAGAUUGAAGCGCCAGGCCUCGGACGGGACCGCCAUUCCUGAGCGGCUUUUCCCGCUGCUCCCGCCCGGCUCAGCUCACAGAGGGCAAUGGCGGCGCCCCCGCUGAGGAGACGGGCUGAGGUUGGCGUGGCCUUUGAGGACAUUGUCCUGUACUUCUCCAGGGAGGAAUGGAGCCUCCUUGAUGAGAGUCAGAGACAGCUGUACCUGAAUGUGAUGCUGGAGAACUUUGAACUUACAUCCUCCCUGGGUUGCUGCUGUGGAGCAGAGAAUGUGGAGGCAGCGACUGAACAGAAGAUUUGUGUAAAAUUGUCACAGGAAAGGAUUCCACAGUUAUCCUUGUCUUCCCAGAAGAGCCACCCCUGUGAGAGUUGUGGACUAGUUUGGGGAAACAUUUUCCACAUGAUGGAGCUGCAGGGAACACAAUACAGACAGAUACUGUUGAGGUGUGGGGCAUGUGAAAAACAAUUUUAUUUCAGUGCAAAAUGUCACCAGCAGCAUGUGAGAGAGAAGACUUCCAUUAGAAGCGUGGAAAGGAUCUCACUUGCAAAUAACUGCAAUUUCAAGGUGUCUCAAAAUCAUUUCACCUGUAGGGAGGUUGGUCAGGGUAUACAUUCCUGGUCAGGACAUCUCCACCUAAUGGCUACUCAGACCAGGGACAGGACAAAUGAUAUUUCGAAGUGUGGGGUGAAGUUUCAAAGGAGAAAAAAAAACACAAGAAAAGAAUAUAACAAAGUCAUUGGCUGCAAUCACACCUUUAUACAGGAUAAAUGUUUCCAUGCUGGAAGUCAGUGUUUUCUGUGCUGUGAAUGUGGAAAUUAUUUUACCAAAUUUUCUAGCUUUCAUUAUCAACAGAGAGUUCACACUGGAGAAAACCCUUAUGAGUGCAGUGAAUAUGGGAAUACUGUUACCAAUAACAGUGGCCUUCGUUGUCAUCAGAGAGUUGACACUGGAGAAAGGCCUUAUCUGUGCAGUGAAUGUGGUAAUUCUUUUACCAGUAACACUACCCUUCAUCGUCAUCAGAGAGUUCACACUGGAGAAAAGCCUUUCCAAUGUAGUGAAUGUGGGAAAUCUUUUACGACAAUGCAUAGCCUUCAUUGUCAUCAGAGACUUCACACUGGAGAAAGUCCUUAUGAGUGCAAUGAAUGUGGGAAAUCUUUUACCCGGAGCAGUAGCCUCUGUAAUCAUCAAAGUUUACACACUGGCGAAAGGCGUUACGCAUGCAGUGAAUGUCCAAAAUCUUUUACCACUAGCACUGAUCUUGGUCGUCAUAAGAGAGUUCACACUGGAGAAAAGCCUUAUAAAUGCAGUGAAUGCGGGAAAUCUUUUGCCAGUAGUAGUUGCCUUCGGUGUCAUCAGAGAGUUCACACUGGAGAAAAGCCUUCUAAAUGCAGUGAAUGUGGGAAAUCUUUUACCACUAGCAGUGAUCUUCGCCGUCAUCAGAGAGUUCAUACUGGAGAAAAGCCUUAUAAAUGCAGUCAGUGCGGGAAAUCCUUUACCACUAGCAGUUAUCUUCGUUGUCAUCAGAGAGUUCACACAGGAGAAAAGCCUUAUAAAUGCAGUGAAUGUGCGAAAUCUUUUAUGACUAGCAGUGAGGUUCGGCGUCAUGAGAGAGUUCACACUGGAGAAAAGCCUUAUAAAUGCAGUGAAUGUGAGAAAUCUUUUACCACUUGGAAUGGCCUCCAUUAUCAUCACCAAUUUCACACUGCAGAAAGGCCUUCCUAAUGCAGUGAAUGUGGGAAAUCUUUUACCACUAAGACUUAUCUUCAUAGUCAUCGGGGAGUUGACCCAGGAGAAAAGGCUUAUAAAAGCAGUGAAUAUGGGAAAUCUUUUACAAGUAUCAAUGGUCUCCCAAUAUCAUCAGAGUUCAUACUGGAGAAACCCCUUAUGAGUGCAAUUAACAUAAGAUAUCUCUCAUCCAAAUGCUAAAUUUGUGAGACUUUUCUUAGUUGUGUAGGAUAUGUUCCUCAGGUCUUAACAAUAGCAUAAAAAAAUUGCAAAGUCUAAUUUGUCUACUUUAUAUCCCAUAUUUAAACACUUACAUUAUGUAAAGUCCCCACAGGUGUUUCCGCUGUUGUUUUUUAUAUUCGAACCAUAUGUGUGUAUGUUGCACUUUUUAACAUACAAAUGUCUUGCCAUAUCUGUCACUGCGUAUUUCUGUUGCUGAAGGUAUUUCACCUGCACCUCGUGUAAGGUCCCUACAGAUGGUAUUGAUCACCAUCCUCGUGUGCUCAGGGAAGCUAACUCUGUUGUCUGGUUUGUUGACGAAAAUUAGGAAUACCUGAUCCCUUAGGAAUUCUUAAUUCUUUUCAUUCUCAGGAGUUGCCACGUAGAACACGUUAAUGUUGGCAAACUGCCAGUCUCAUGUGCCUUUUGGUUUGUAAAAUAAUGCAUGCUUUUUACUAAGACGUCUUUAAUCUUGGAUGUUCCAUUUACUGUGUGGGUUAGUUUAUAAGGAGAUCUGGGCUCUCCAAGCAUGAUGAGGUAAGAAACGUUUUUGAGAUCUCAGACAUUCUUUGCCCUGGAGGGAACAGUAUGGUGCCGAAAUUAGCUCAGCAGUUUUUGCCUAAUUUACAUUGCUGCCCAUAUUUUCCUAGGAAACACUGUGGACUCUCUGGUCCUCAUGUGAAGAUGGAUGUUUUGAGACACAGAGAUCACUCCAAAGAGGGGGUAGCUGUGACCACCUCAAGUAUGUCUGGGAGCACUGAUUUUUUUUCCUGUUUUCAAGGAAGAUGCUAAGACAUUUGAAGAGAACCUCCUCCCCACGUCUUACAGUGGGCCAUGUGCCCUAAUGCCUACAUUGCCAUGGGUGAUGGUAAUUGGUUGGAGGACCAUAGCAGUUAGCGGAAACCAUUUCCGUGCAGAACCACUGGCAUAAUUGGUGUUGGAGGUGAAUACAGCUCAUUAGAUGGAAUGUUCCUUUUUCCUGUUUUCAAGGAAGAUGCUAAGACAUUUGAAGAGAACCUCCUCCCCACGUCUUACAGAGGGCCACGUGCCCUAAUGCCUACAUUGCCAUGGGUGAUGGUAAUUGGUUGGAGGACCAUAGCAGUUAGCGGAAACCAUUUCCAUGCAGAACCACUGGCAUAAUUGGUGUUGGAAGUGAAUACAGCUCAUUAGAUGGAAUGUUCCUCAUAGAAACGUGCAUCCAGGAAUGUUCUGAGGAAAAGUGUAUAGGAGCAUUGUGUACACAGACCUGAGGGUCUCCAGGCAUGUUUAUCUUCUGUGGAUGCAGUCAUUGUCAUUGGUUAUCAUCAAGAGGUUUUGUGGAUUCCUGUAGCCUCAAAGAUGUUCCCCUCAGAGCCAUUGGUGAGCUGGCAGAAAAACAAAGAUGAAGGCAAAGGGUGUCUUUAGUCCAGGGAUGUGGCUUCUGUGACCCAGCCAGCAUUCUUGUUGGUUUGGUUGAAAGUGCUCCAUUGUUUGUUAAAUUUUCUGUCACUAGGCAAGACAGUCGCCCAGAGGGUAUAAGAAGGUGGAUUGAAAAUAGAUUUGCCAAGCCGAAACCGGUUUGGCUCAGUGGAUAGAGCGUCGUCCUAUGGACUGAAAGGUCCCAGGUUCGAUUCCGGUCAAGGGCAUGUACCUGGAUUGCUGGCACAUCCCCAGUGGGAGAUGUGCAGGA
Molecule: messenger RNA, 3630 nt
Organism: Myotis myotis
Lineage: Eukaryota; Metazoa; Chordata; Mammalia; Chiroptera; Vespertilionidae
Product: zinc finger protein 660-like
Exons: 3
Coding region: 105-1739 (544 amino acids)
Biological process (GO): regulation of transcription by RNA polymerase II
Molecular function (GO): RNA polymerase II cis-regulatory region sequence-specific DNA binding; DNA-binding transcription factor activity
Source: RefSeq, a predicted model, not a curated record